UAAACCCUAUGAAACCCGAAUUUGACUCCAUUUGCUAUUGACCCACACAAUAACAUACGAAGUACAAAGUAUUUCAAAGCAAAUUCCCACAAAAUACUCCUAAAAUGAUAAAAAUUGGGUGCAGUUGCAGAAGCAUCAACAAUGGCGUCCGAGGGUUGUACUCCUAUCUGCCUGGUUUUUGGCGCCUUCCAUUGUUGUACUCAACAUCAACCAAGGAAGUGACGCGGCAAGCUGUAGGGGCGACGAGGGUGAGUGAAUUUGAUACUGUUGAAAAUGCUAUUUCUGUAAUUCAGUUCUUUAAUCAACUUGGGUUUCAACAAUCUGAUAUUAGGAAAAUUGUUUGUCGAUUUCCGCGGAUUUUAGUUGCUAGGGUUGGGAAAACCCUAAUUCCCAAAGUUAAGCUUCUUAAUGAAUUUGGUAUUUCUGGGUCUGAUCUUGUUCAAACUGUUGUUAUGAACCCAUCAAUUUUGAAUACACAGGUUGGUCCUGCAAUUCAUGCUUUUAGGACUGUUCUGGGUAGUGAUGAUAAUGUAAUUACUAUGCUCAAGCGCUUAAAUGCAAUCUAUAUUGGAAUCUCUGCUAAGUAUUUGAUUCUCAAUAUUGAAUUGUUGCAAAAUUAUUGCAGCAUUCCUAUUGACAAAAUCCGGAAAGAAAUUUGUCGUCACCCUAAACCUUAUUUAAUGAGGACUGAAUUGUUUCAAGAUAACUUGAGUCGGGUUGAAAAAAUUGGGAUUUCUCGAGACUCUUCGAUGUUCAAUUAUGGCCUUCAAUUGAUAAGUGGCUUAAGUGAAGAGAAUUGAGGAUAAAUGUGAAAUAUUUAAGAGCUUUGGAUGGACUCAAUCUGAUGUUAAUACAUUGAUAAGACGAAAUCCUAUGUGCUUGACAGCGGCUGAGGCAAAGAUCAAGGCAAGAUUGGAUUUUUUGAUGAACCAGCUGGGUUUUAAGCCCGAAUUUCUGGUAUCCAAUAUCUGUUUAUUCACUUGUAGCAUUGAGAAGAGGUUAUUGCCUAGGCAUAGAGUCUUACAGGUUUUGAAGGAAAAAGGUCUUAUACAAAUGAAUUACUCUCUUGCAAGUGCUGCCAAAUUGAAUGAGCCUCUGUUCUUGAAAAGGCUUGUUAUUCCAUUUGAGGAAGUGCAUGAAGUUUACGCUCUGAUGACAGGUUCUACAGUAGGGUCACUCACUGGAAGAGGAUUUCCAAAGAUGACAUGAAAUCCCAUUGCUUCUAGAUAAGAGUGCAAUGUAUUAGGUGAUAUUUAUUUUUGAUAUAUUUACCACGCAUUCUUGCUGGAACUGAACUGAUUGCAUUGCUCUGAUGUUACAACUCUUGAUUAUAAGAAAGAGUAUUGACUUCAGUAAUCUUCAGACUACAGAAAGGUCUUAUACAAAUGAAUUACUCUCUUCCAAGUGCUGCCAUCUUGAAUGAGUCUGUGUUUUUGAAAAGGCUUGUUCUUCUAUUUGAGGAAGUCAAUGAAGUUUAUGCUCAGCUGACAAGCUCUACAGUAGGGUCGCUCAAUGUGGUAACAUGUAAAAGCUAAUCUUAAAAGUGUCAUCAAAUUCUAGUGCUACUGUAUGUUAGUCAGUGCAUAUGGCAUCAGGCAAUGAUAACCUUGUUAUUUUUAUCAGAUUAACUUUCAAUCUUCUCGCAAUAUCGUUUCCUUGUUCUGAGUAGCCUUCAUAACUAUCUGUUGGAAAUGAACUAGGAAAGGCUGUAAACCAUUAUAUUUGUGAAGGUUUCAUUGCAAUGCCAUUUUUUGUUGUUUUGCUGAGUAGAAGUUAAGUGUAAUGUAUGCUGUAUUGCUUUAAAUUAAAAGCUUGAUUAUAGAUUUUUUCUGUAAGGUUUGGACUUAGGAACUCCAAGCAAUUGGUUCUAAGUAUAAACAACAAAUAAUUAUUAUGGUUUGUGGACUGUGAUUCUUGAUGGAAGUUGGUGUUGAUUUAUUAUUCAUAUGAGGUACAUAUAUCUCUUAUUCACUGUUUUCUUUUCCCUACUAGUAUUAUACCUUUUAGGGAAAAUUAGGCACUACUUGCAGUGCUAUUAUGUUACUUCUAGCUUUUGUGUGAUUUAGAUGCAAUUUUAAAGUAUUGGCUUAGCAAAUCUUGAAGUUGCUGGCAGUGACAUUUAUUAACUUGUGAAACCUAUACUGCUUCUGUUCUUUUUCCAGUGGCAGUACCUUUGACUUGUUAAUAUUGAAACUCUGUGACGUAACAAAAUUAGUUUAUUAGUUUUGAAAAACACAAAACAUGGUGUCUUCUUUACAUUACAUAAUGACGUGAAAAACUCUGUUUUAUUUGCUACAUGUCUUAGGGCUUCUGGUAGCAGUAGCUCAGUCUUUACAUUUAGGCUUUUGAAGGCUUAAGAUCUAUGUUAGUUCCAUAUAGAUACUAUAUAACCCUUUUGAUUGCAGUGUUGAUCUUGUGAUCGUCCCAAGUGACUAUUGUGCAAAUUGAUUCUCUCAUGGUAAUGAGGGAGCUAUGCAAUAUGAUUUGACUAUGGUUUGCCAUCUAAUUGGUGGAAUAUGCUGCCUGAAUGGCUUUCCCAGACAAAGAUGGUGGAAUCAGUUCAUUGAUGAGGCGAAAAGAUGGAUCACGAGAUGGGUAACAACUCUGAUUCCCUGUUUUUUCUGGUUUGAAAUUUGAUGUGGUAAUAUGAAUGUAGAUUGUUAACUUGUAUAAAAUUUAUGAUAACAAAAAUACAUGGUUAGAUGAUUUAGCCAAAGUUGAGGUUGAGGAUAUUGAAAAGGAAGUUAAUUUCUUGCUCUCUGCUAUUUGUUAUGUCCUUGGGGCUAAUCAUCCAAUUGAUUGUGAAAACAGAGAUAAAACUGUCAAUGGGACCUUUUUUUUUUUUUCCUUCUCGUAAAUAUUUUUUUUUUCCUUCUCUUAAAUAUUUUUUUUUCUUAUUUUAUAAAUUUAUGGAGCCAAGUUGUAAAACGCUAGACUAUCGACUUUGAUAUCAAUAGCCUUGAUGUUUGUUUUGUGCCUGUUGGAGUAUAAUUACCUAACCUUAAUUUUCGAUGCUAGGGAGCAGGGGCAGUGAUCCUAGACUUAAGAUUGUGAGGGGUGCUGGUGAACUUUUUUUUUUUUUUUUUUUUUUUUUUUGUAUGUUGGUAAGGAGAAUGGCCCUAACAGGCCAUAACCUCUCACAGGUUCUCCCAGCCUGGUUUAGCGGGCUAGGCACUUUGGAAGUGGUGGGGGGGGGGGGGGUGGAAGGGUAAGGGAAUUCCUACUCCAAAGUGUUUCUAGUGGGAAAGCUUGACAUCUCACAACCACUAGAUCAAGUUUUGCUUGGUGGGAGUCCCUGAACGGUUACGGUUAAAUAUUGCUACUGCCUUGUAAUAUAUUGUGUAAGCAGUGUCUGAACAGAUAUAUUGUGUAAUUUGCAGUCAAUUAGCGGUCUAUCAUUGAAGUCGGUCAAAGGCAUGAACUGCUCUAUAAUAUAGGAUACUCAGCUGAUAAUUAUUGAGCUCCUUAAAAAAGGUACUUGUAUUUAGGAUUCUUUAGGCCUAAGCAAUAUAUUGUUGCUGUAGUAAAAAAGGAAGGCUUUUAACCUACUAAGAAUUAUAGCAGAUAAUAGUCUCAGAACAACUUAUUCAUGUAACAAAUUCCUUUAUUGCUCUGGAUGAUGAGAUUAGACUGGGGGGACGAUGUAUGUGAUGCUACUAAGGUCACUCGUGAAUUCAUGAUGACGCGGACAUGGUUUCUUUUGGUUCUUAUAGUGAGGUAAAUGUUAAGUAUGUUGAGGAGAGGCCGACUCCUCCCGCUUAGCACGUAAAAUAUUUGUGUAUGAAAUGCUAGAGGCUCAAUGGCUUUUACUCAGCCUACUUGCGUAAUAAGAGAUUUUUCUUAAGCUUUUGGUCCUCGUAAACUAUCACAAAGGUGAAGGCGCAGAAUGCUUCUAGUCUUUAUGUUAUUGUUUGUAGUGGGUGGCGUAUUCUAAUUUGGUUAUCAUGAUGUUAAAUUUUCUAAUGCUCGAAUCCUUUUGUUCUUUCAAUGGAUGUUAAUAGUUUUUCAAUGCCACUGAUUUGUUUUAGGCUUAAUACUGUGAAUGGUUGGUUUUAAUUGACUCCAGAUUAAAACCAACCUAAUGUCUUUCAAAAAAAAAAAAAAUAAUAAUAAAUCUAAUGAAAAUGGUUACCAAUAGACCAAAUAGUCUUUCAAAGUGUCUAGCCCUUACCCUUUUCCCGUUACUUUUAAAGUGCCUAGUCUGUUAACUCGGGCUGAGAGAACUUAUGAGAGGUUCCGGCCCGAUAGGGCUCUUCUCGGCCAACAAAAAAAAUGACUUGAUUCGACCAAAAUCACGUGACAUGCGAAUUGACUUAAGAUUUAGUUACGAGUACCUAUAUCAAGCACACACUCAACAUUCGCAUAUAAAAAAAAUGUACACACUCAACAUAAGAAAAACACAUUCCUGAGUUAACUCUACGAAACCCGAAUUCAACUUGAUCUGCUAUUGACCCAAAAUUCAACCUGGGUCAAG
Chenopodium quinoa (quinoa) is the source of this 4474-nucleotide messenger RNA. RefSeq lists its product as uncharacterized. The transcript has 2 exons. Gene Ontology annotation, cellular component: chloroplast. Gene Ontology annotation, biological process: chloroplast organization; regulation of DNA-templated transcription. The record is from RefSeq and is a predicted model, not a curated record. Bases 105 to 800 code for a protein of 231 amino acids. Lineage: Eukaryota; Viridiplantae; Streptophyta; Magnoliopsida; Caryophyllales; Amaranthaceae. Gene Ontology annotation, molecular function: double-stranded DNA binding.